AACGCCAAGGGGAAGGGCGACGCAGGCCCGGCGAAAGGGGAUUGAUUGAUCGACCGAUCCGCCCGCCCGCCCGCCGCCGAUCUCCCAAUCCGGCGCCAUGUUCAACAAGAUCAUCAAGCGCGGGGCGCGCAAGGGGGCGCGCGGCCACGACGCGGCGGCGGCCGAGCCCCGCGGCGCGGCCCCGUCCUCCUCCUCCGGCGGGGCGGCGCCCGUCACCGUCAACCACGCCUCCCGCGCCUCCGCCUCGCCCGUGCCGCCCUCGCCCACCUCGCCGCACGCCGCCGCCGCCGCCGCCCCCUCCCCCGCCCCCGCCGCGCAGCAGCCGUCGCUCCUCGAGCCGCUCCCGCUCCUCCGCGACGUGCCCGCCGGCGACCGCCCGGGGCUGCUCCUCCGCAAGCUGCGCCUCGUCGCCGCGCUCUUCGACUUCUCCGACUCCCUCAAGCACCCCCGCGAGAAGGAGGCCAAGCGCCAGGCGCUGCUGGAGCUCGUCGACUACGUGCAGGCCCCCACCGCCGCCGCCAACGCCAACGCGCCCGCUCGCCUCCCCGACGCCGUCCAGGAGGCCCUCGUCGCCGCCAUCUCCGCCAACAUAUUCCGGCCCCUGCCCCCCGCGCUCUACGAGUCCGCCGCCAACAUCGACCCCAAUGCCACCCCGGACGACGAGGAGGAGCCCUACCUCGACCCUGCCUGGCCCCACCUCCAGCUCGUCUACGAGCUCCUGCUCCGCUACGUCGUGUCCCCUGACACCGACACCAAGGUCGCCAAGCGCUACGUCGACCAUGCCUUCGUGCUCCGCCUCCUCGACCAUUUCGACUCCGAGGACCCCCGCGAGCGCGAGUACCUCAAGACCGUGCUCCACCGCAUCUACGGCAAGUUCAUGGUCCACCGCCCGUUCAUCCGCAAGGCCAUCAAUAAUGUGUUCUACCGCUUCAUCUUUGAGACCGAGCGCCACAACGGCAUUGGCGAGCUCCUUGAGAUUCUCGGCAGCAUAAUUAAUGGCUUUGCCCUGCCUAUGAAGGAGGAGCACAAGCUGUUCCUCAGCCGCGCGCUCAUCCCGCUGCACAAGCCCAAGUCCGUCGGAAUCUACCACCAGCAGCUGUCCUAUUGCAUUGUCCAGUUUGUCGAGAAGGACUACAAACUUGCCGAUGCGGUCAUCAGGGGUCUCCUCAAGUACUGGCCAGUCAUAAAUUGCCAGAAGGAGGUGCUGUUUUUGGGGGAGCUCGAGGAAGUGCUUGAGGCCACACAGCCUGCUGAGUUCCAGCGGUGCAUGGUGCCGCUGUUUAAGCAGAUAGGGCGCUGCCUUAACAGUGCCCAUUUCCAGGUUGCUGAGCGGGCUUUGUUCUUAUGGAACAAUGAUCACAUUGUAAGCUUGAUUGCCCAAAAUCGUGGUGUUAUAUUUCCAAUAAUAUUUGAAGCACUUGAGAGGAACAUACAGAGCCACUGGAAUCAAGCUGUUCAUGGCCUGACCGCAAAUGUGCGCAAGAUGUUUUUGGACAUGGAUAGUGAUCUAUUUGAUGAGUGCCACCAGCAGUACAUUGAGAAAGAAGAAAAAGCCAAAGAAUUAGAGGAGCAACGGGAAUCGGCAUGGAGACAAUUGGAAGCUGUUGCUGCCAAGGCUUCUGGGGAUGACAUGGUUUUGGUCAAAUAGCAUCCAUAUAAGUAGACAAGCAUCGUUUCAGAAGACGUUUAUGCUUGCUCAGAUGGUCGGUGCGCGCACAAUCUCGCAAGCAUCCACGCGCACCCGUCAACUCACCACCAAUGUCGGUUGCGGUGCCGGUGCUGGUGCGUUCAUCUUGUCUUUGAUGGCUUGGAUUGGAAUCUCAAGGUCAGUGUUCCUUGGGUGGAAGCUCCCAGUGGUCGUCGCUAGGUCGAAACAUGAUGGUGGUAGCAGCAGAGGCCAAUUCUUCCUAUCUAUGCGCAACGAGGCCCUGCGAUGGCACCACAGUCUUGUUGCUUUGUUCAACUCCUUUCUCUCUUCUGUUAUGAUUAUGAAUGAAUAAUCGAACCUCUGUAUUAAUCCUUCAUUGUUUGCCCUAGUUGGCUACCCGCAAUUGGGCUAGUACAAGUAGAAACCCAGUGAGCUAGAUGUAAUUUCUCUUUUCUUUUCUUCUUCUACCUUUUUUUCUUGUUCUGGGACAUUUCAAUUCAUCAUGUUGUAUGAGUAACGUCGAGAACGGAGAUAAAAAAAAACCCGCUUUAAUUUA
Messenger RNA from Aegilops tauschii subsp. strangulata, 2204 nucleotides. Its product is annotated as serine/threonine protein phosphatase 2A 57 kDa regulatory subunit B' beta isoform. Gene Ontology annotation, molecular function: protein phosphatase regulator activity. NCBI's taxonomy places the organism in Eukaryota, Viridiplantae, Streptophyta, Magnoliopsida, Poales, Poaceae. The record is from RefSeq and is a predicted model, not a curated record. Gene Ontology annotation, cellular component: protein phosphatase type 2A complex. Gene Ontology annotation, biological process: signal transduction.